AUGGGUGUGGAGCGGCAAAGAGAGCAGCGAGCGGGAAUCCCAAAUUUCAAAUCUGGGAAUGGCGGAUUUCUUGGGGAAGGUAGCCUUUCUGGGGGUGGAACUGGCGAUCAAGCUGGUUUUCAGGCAUCCCAAGUGAUUGAAUGUGAAUUGCUCCCAUUUGCUUGCUUCCAUUGCAAAAAAUUGGGCCAUUGGGCAAAAUCUUGUCCACUUAAGAAGGGUAAGGAAAGCAAGACUGAUAGCAGUGUGCAACAGAAGCAGAAAUGGCAGACUAAAGAGAAAAAAGGAGACCCAUCAGUAGGGUGUGAUCCUGAUAAGGAAGUGAUGGAGCCAGAAAAGGAGGUGAAGAAGGAUGUGAAUAGUAAUAAUGAAAAACCUGCUUGCGCUUGUGUAUGUUCUAAUAAUCAAAUAGAAAGUACUAAAGAAGAUGAGCAAAGAAGAGAGUUAAAUAAUAAAAAUGAUCCAGAGGACCAAGAGGUUGGAUCAGUCAGUCAGGAGAAAGUAGAGGAAAGUCCCAAUGAUGAUGUGUCUGCAUCAUCUUACUCAAAAGCAAUUGAGGAAGACUUUAAUGAAGCGCAGGAUUUUAACCUUUCUGAUUUUGAGCCUUUGUUGCUUCUAACCAAUGGAAGCCCAAAGCCAUCCCAAUGCAAAACCCCAUCACAUAGUUUGGAAAUGGAAAUCAUGGAAGGAAAUCUUACGAUUCUUGGCACAAAAGAAGGAAAAUCGAAUAAGGAGGGACCCAAUGGAGGGAAAGGUAAGAGAAUGCUAGAGGAAGGGGAACCUAGCAAGGAGGAGGCUACCUUUAGGAAAAAAAGCAAGAGUGCCAUUGGGAUGAAAGUCCAUGAAGAUAAGAAUGACACAGAGGAAAUGGGAAAAGAGGGCAGUGAAAUGGAAAUGGACGAGUCAGAGGGUGAGGAAAGCUGGAAAUAUGAGGAAACGGGAGUAGAGCAUGAAGAAGGUGAGAACGAGUCCGACCAUGAUAGCCCAAUUCACAGUGCUAGCCCUGGCAAUGACAACAGCCAACCCAUGGUGGAUCUGGAUGACAAGGAUAAUGAGGAAAAAGAUUUGAAUUCUGAGAUGGAGAAGAACAAGGAACCCGAGAAGGAUAUGGAAAAGUAUAUUUUGAGUGAGGAAAAGAAAAGCGCUGGAGAAGGGUUAUUCUUGGAUAACCUUAAAAAACUUACUGAGGCCAGAUUGGGUUAUGACAGAUGGACUUAUGAACUAUUGAAGAACCUGGAGAAAAAUGGGAAACAUAUGGAUGACAAAAGGAAGGAAGAUGACAGUGAUCAGAAGCAGUCGAAGAAGGAAAUGGAGGAGAAGGUUAAUAAAAUGGCUGCUCAGAUUAACUUGCUGGAAGAAGGGAAAGUGGCGAUGAAAAACCUGCUAAGCAUUAUCCCGAAUAUCUUGUUUGUUGUCACUAAAAACCUUGAGGAUAUCUCGAAGGUCCUUGAUAAUUCCAAUUCUCCUAAACUGGUGGUGGACCUCGAGAUGGAUGAAGAUGCUAUCGAGAUUGGAAGUCUCCAGGUGGAGCUGGAAAGAGAACCAAAGUGA
This is a messenger RNA of Cryptomeria japonica (Japanese cedar), 1548 nucleotides long. RefSeq lists its product as uncharacterized. NCBI's taxonomy places the organism in Eukaryota, Viridiplantae, Streptophyta, Pinopsida, Cupressales, Cupressaceae. The record is from RefSeq and is a predicted model, not a curated record. Gene Ontology annotation, molecular function: zinc ion binding; nucleic acid binding. Bases 1 to 1548 code for a protein of 515 amino acids. The transcript has 3 exons.